Penicillium riverlandense is the source of this 1563-nucleotide messenger RNA. RefSeq lists its product as uncharacterized. The transcript has 2 exons. NCBI's taxonomy places the organism in Eukaryota, Fungi, Ascomycota, Eurotiomycetes, Eurotiales, Aspergillaceae. The record is from RefSeq and is a predicted model, not a curated record. The coding region runs from base 1 to 1563 and encodes 520 amino acids.
AUGCUGACUCCCUUCUGCGAAGCCUACAAUGUCUCGCGCCAGACGACCAACACUGAGGGAGAGCUCCGGUUGGAGUGUCUCUUCUGGAGAAUAUGGGGCAGCCAGCGUCUCUCUAGCACAAUCACUACCCAGACUUUGGAUGGACUGGUACUGAGAAUCAUGACUCCCUCUUCGCAUGAAUUGCCCGCGACUCGUCAUGGAAGCCAGGCCGUGCAUGUUGACAGUGACCCUCCGACCACUACUAUCCUUCACCAGCACCCCAGCGUGCACACUCAAUCCCAAACUGCCAACGGCACAAACAAGGCUGGGCUCCAUUCAAUCCUAAAGAAACCGCACACUGCACAGAGUGAGCCCCAGAAGACUACUCGUCUCCUCCUUGAGCAACCCGAUGGAAAUAGCAUCACUCGUAACCCUUCUAACCCUCCCACCCCCAACAUGGCUGAGCUGAAUACCCAGGAGAACCACCCGGCUCGAACGGGACAGAAGAAGACAUCCUUUGCCGCUGGCCGAUCGAAGCGAGGCCUAAGGCGUCGACCAGCUUUCAACCGCCGGUCAUCCUCGCAGUCAUCCGUCUCCAAGUUUUCGUCUCCAAUCCAAUCAAGUUCCCACACCUACGAGGUAUUUGGCUCCUAUGAUCAGGAUGACUCUGUGCUGUCUCCUCAUGUCACUGCGGGCUCAGAUACAACCACCGCAACAAGCUGGAUCGAUCUCAAGUCUGUUGAAGCAUCGCUGCCCGUGCCGCACCCAGGCACUGGCACCACCGGAACCAUGACACCUCCUAGCCCUGACCUGGCGAUCUCAGAUAAAGUUCACCCAGCCAAGCGGCCGGACAUCGCCCCGGCCGUGCUGGCCAUAUCAGACAAACAGGAUCCUAUCCUGCCGCAGGGAAUAGAGACGGUUAGUGACGACCCCCAGCGAGAGCCGACCCAGGCCACAAAGCAGAAAUCUGAACCCGAGAUCCCCAGUUCCUUUGAGGACUUCUUUUCUUUCCCAGAGAUUCCAGAUUUCCCAGACACCCCAUCUCCCCCGGACACUACCGAUCAACAACCCACCACAGACUCCAUCCCCUCAUCGCCUAGCCUUACCCAACUCGAACUCGCAGAAGCAGACAACUCCACCGAGAUGCUCAUCGAGCUCUUCAAAAUCAUCAACGACCGUGACCCCCUCCCGGCAGGGAAGGAUGCGCCCCACGUCCCAAUUCGGCCAUGGUUCACGGCACAGCGCCAGUGGCUCCCGGCGCCGCGGGAGCAGAAACUCUUUGAGUGGAUGUUGCAGGACCAUACCUCUGUUAUUUAUCCGCAGCCGAAGAAUGACCGACUCUUGCCGAGGAACUACCGGGCUCAGUGGGUGGCUGCUUUAAAUUCGUGGAAAUUUCAUAUAGCGAGGUCCAGGAAGCCUGGUUUGUACAGUCAUAAGAAGGGACUUGCUAUCCUAGGGACUAUCUACGAAGAAGAUGAGGUGGAUGAGGAGCAGUUUGGAAAGGACCUGUGUACGCCUGAGAAGGAAGGGGAGUGGUGUGAUUUCGGGUCAGCGGAUGGCACUCUUGUUCCUGAGGAGGCCUGA